UUCAUUUCAAUUGUAGAUUUGUUUAAUUUGAAUGAUUAACAGUUUAUAUGUACUCUAAUAUGCAGGAUUAGAACAUAUUAACAGUUAACCACAUAACCUAAUUAGACAAAUCUUGUGGGAAAGGUUGAGAAUCGGAGGGAGGGAGGGCACGAAAAGAACAUCCCUUUCGUUCCUUGACAAAGUUUUUCAUGUUUAACCACUACGAAACUCCACAUCUUCUUCAUCCUUCCGUUUCCCUUUUUUCAUGUUCAUGUUCUGGUCCUCUCAUCUUCCCCAGAAUUCUGUGUUUCUGCCGAAAAGUCGAGCGAAAAAGGUUGCUUUUUUAUCUUUCUCUGGGAGCUCCCUUUCUGUCCCUUCGAGCUUUUUCUUCGUUGUGGGGAUUUUCUUUCUGGGGUUUGGCUAGGAAUUCGAAGGAAGAAGGGGAUAACUAUGUACCAGAAACAACCCACGAGAAGAUCUUCGUUCAGGGACUCACUCAAAACACUUGAAGCAGAUAUCCAACAUGCCAAUAGCCUGGUGGCUGCUCUACCACAAGACUUCAGCGGACAGUGCUUUCAGAUGAAAUUGUCUUACAGCCCGUUCGCUCCGUUCAUUCUGUUUUUGAUAGAGUGGAUGGGCUAUCGAUGUACAGAUACCCUUCCGACCUCAUUAGGGCUCCUCCACAUACUCGUAUUUAAGACUUAUGUUGAUGGAUUUCCUGCAUUGUCAUCAAAAGAAAGAAAAGCUACUCUACGUGAGUUUUAUGCUGUUAUAUAUCCGUCCCUGAGACAACUGAAAGGCGAGUUUAUUGAACUAGACAAUGGUAAUAAGCCGAGAGGCAGAAAAGGAAGUGAUGGUACAUUGACAGUACAAGAGGCAGAAUCUGUCAGAGAUGAGGAAUGUGGAAUAUGCUUCGAAAGCUUUACCAAGAUGGUGCUUCCCAAUUGUGGGCAUUCCUUGUGCAUCAGCUGCUUCCAUGACUGGAACCCGAGGUCCAAGUCCUGCCCGUUCUGCAGAGCCAGCCUGAGAAGCGUGAGCUGUGAGGAUUUAUGGGUUCUGAUCGGUCACAAAGAUGUGCUCGACACGAGCAGUCUGGCGAGAGAGAGCCUUAGUCGUUUCCACCUCUACAUGGACAGUCUUCCUCCUGCUGUUCCUGACAUGCAACCCUUUCUUCUAGACUACAUGCUCUGAAGCUUCUGAGAGGCCAAGUAUGGAUCUGAUGAAACCUCUCCUCCGUGUUUAUAUACGUGUGUGUAUAUAUACACACACACUAUGUUAUAUAUUUCCCUGUAGAGAUGACGGUAUACAAUGUACAGUGGCAAAUAUGUAAAUGUUAGGAUUGAACGACAUGACCGUCCUCCGUCCAAGCUUUUUUUGUGACUGGAGAGUUCUGAAACUGAACGCCAGAAGACUUAGAAGAAGAUGGAAAACAUAUACUCAAGUAAGCUGUAUUUGCGUAUAGUGUUACAAUCUUACAAGGGCUGUA
Messenger RNA from Tarenaya hassleriana, 1465 nucleotides. RefSeq names its product E3 ubiquitin-protein ligase CBL-C-like. The transcript has 5 exons. Bases 430 to 1170 code for a protein of 246 amino acids. Gene Ontology annotation, molecular function: ubiquitin protein ligase activity. The record is from RefSeq and is a predicted model, not a curated record. NCBI's taxonomy places the organism in Eukaryota, Viridiplantae, Streptophyta, Magnoliopsida, Brassicales, Cleomaceae. Gene Ontology annotation, biological process: protein ubiquitination.